GCUUUGAGCGCACUCGGAGCGGGAGGGGAAAAACAAGGGGGAAGUAGUGAUAGUAAUAGUAAUAGCAGUAAUAACAAUAAUGAGGCGUCGGUAGAAGGGGUAAAAAAAGAACGGUUCCGCACGGUCGUGGACCGGUUUGUGUAGGGGGGAAAAAGCCCUUUUUUUUCAUUUUUCGAGGAAACCGAGAGCGCGUUGUUUCCCCCUCUCCCUCCCGCCCCCCUCUAACGCGACGACGCCCGGCUGCUGGGAGUUUGAACCAUGCAAGGACCUCCUUCCGGAGACAGCGCAUGCCCACUGCGCCUCAUCAGAAGGGUUCAGUUUGGUAUCCUGAGCCCAGAUGAAAUGAAACGCAUGUCCGUGACUGAAGGUGGGAUAAAGUACUCGGAGACCACCGAGGGUGGCAGGCCGAAGCUGGGGGGGCUGAUGGACCCCAGGCAAGGCGUGAUCGAGCGGACGGGAAGAUGCCAGACAUGCGCGGGCAACAUGACGGAGUGCCCGGGCCACUUCGGCCACAUCGAGCUGGCCAAACCUGUCUUCCACGUCGGCUUCCUGACCAAGACCAUGAAGGUCCUGCGAUGCGUCUGCUUCUUCUGCUCCAAGCUGCUGGUCGAUUCGAACAAUCCCAAGAUCAAAGACAUCCUGAUCAAGUCGAAGGGCCAGCCGCGGAAACGGCUGACACACGUGUACGACCUGUGCAAGGGCAAGAACAUCUGCGAGGGUGGCGAGGAGAUGGACAACAAGUUUGGAGUGGAGCAGCAGGAGGGUGAAGAGGACCUGACCAAGGAGAAGGGCCACGGGGGCUGCGGCCGCUACCAGCCCCGCAUCCGGCGGGUGGGCCUGGAGCUGUACGCGGAGUGGAAGCACGUGAACGAGGACUCGCAGGAGAAGAAGAUCCUGCUGAACCCCGAGCGGGUGUACGAGAUCUUCAAGCGCAUCACGGACGAGGAGUGCAUGAUCCUGGGCAUGGACCCCAAGUACGCCAAGCCCGAGUGGAUGAUCCUCACCGUGCUGCCCGUCCCCCCGCUGUCAGUGCGGCCCGCCGUCGUCAUGCAGGGCUCCGCCAGGAACCAGGAUGACCUGACGCACAAGCUGGCGGACAUCGUGAAGAUCAACAACCAGCUGCGGCGCAACGAGCAGAACGGCGCGGCGGCCCACGUCAUCGCCGAGGACGUCAAGCUGCUGCAGUUCCACGUGGCCACCAUGGUGGACAACGAGCUGCCCGGCCUGCCCAGGGCGAUGCAGAAGUCGGGCCGUCCCCUGAAGUCCCUGAAACAGCGACUGAAGGGCAAGGAGGGCCGUGUCCGUGGCAACCUGAUGGGCAAGCGAGUGGACUUCUCCGCGCGUACCGUCAUCACCCCCGACCCCAACCUCUCCAUCGACCAGGUCGGGGUGCCACGCUCCAUCGCUGCCAACAUGACCUUCCCCGAGAUCGUCACCCCCUUCAACAUCGACAGACUCCAGGAGUUGGUGAGGAGGGGCAACAACCAGUAUCCCGGUGCCAAGUACAUCAUCCGAGACAACGGCGACCGCAUCGACUUGCGUUUCCACCCCAAGCCCAGCGACCUCCACCUCCAGAUCGGUUACAGGGUGGAGCGUCACAUGUGUGACGGCGACAUUGUCAUCUUCAACCGACAACCCACGCUGCACAAGAUGUCCAUGAUGGGGCACAAGGUGCGCAUCCUGCCCUGGUCCACCUUCCGACUCAACCUCAGCGUGACGACCCCAUACAACGCGGACUUUGACGGUGACGAGAUGAACCUGCACCUGCCGCAGUCGCUGGAGACUCGGGCAGAGAUCCAGGAGCUGGCCAUGGUGCCCAGGAUGAUUGUCACGCCACAAUCCAACCGGCCCGUCAUGGGCAUCGUGCAGGACACGCUGACAGCCGUGCGCAAGUUCACCAAGCGCGACGUCUUCAUGAGCCGGGGUGAGGUGAUGAACCUCCUCAUGCAUCUCUCCACCUGGGACGGCAAGGUUCCCCAGCCCUCCAUCCUCAAACCCCGUCCCCUGUGGACCGGCAAGCAGAUCUUCACGCUGGUCAUCCCCGGGCACGUCAACUGCAUCCGGACACACAGCACGCAUCCGGACGAUGAGGACAACGGCCCCUACAAACACAUCUCGCCCGGAGACACCAAGGUGAUAGUGGAGAACGGGGAGCUGAUCAUGGGCAUCCUGUGCAAGAAGUCCCUCGGGACGUCAGCCGGCUCGCUGGUGCACAUCACCUUCCUGGAGAUGGGCCACGAUAUCACCAGGCUCUUCUACAGCAACAUCCAGACCGUCAUCAACAACUGGCUGCUGAUCGAAGGUCACACCAUCGGUAUUGGGGACUCCAUUGCUGAUGCCAAGACCUACCAGGACAUUCAGAAUACCAUCAAGAAGGCCAAGCAGGAUGUGAUAGAGGUCAUCGAGAAAGCUCACAACAACGAGCUGGAGCCCACGCCGGGGAACACUCUCAGGCAGACCUUUGAGAACCAGGUCAACCGCAUCCUCAACGAUGCCCGUGACAAGACCGGAUCGUCUGCCCAGAAGUCCCUGUCCGAGUACAACAACUUCAAGUCCAUGGUGGUCGCCGGCUCCAAAGGCUCCAAGAUCAACAUCUCGCAGGUCAUCGCGGUGGUGGGGCAGCAGAACGUGGAGGGCAAGCGCAUUCCCUUUGGCUUCAAGCACCGCACCCUGCCCCACUUCAUCAAGGACGACUACGGCCCCGAGAGCAGGGGCUUUGUGGAGAACUCCUACCUGGCCGGACUCACCCCCACAGAGUUCUUCUUCCACGCCAUGGGGGGCCGAGAGGGUCUCAUCGACACUGCUGUCAAAACCGCUGAGACCGGUUACAUCCAGCGGCGUCUGAUCAAGUCCAUGGAGUCGGUGAUGGUGAAGUACGACGCCACCGUGCGCAACUCCAUCAACCAGGUGAUCCAGCUGCGUUACGGGGAGGACGGGCUGGCCGGGGAGAGCGUGGAGUUCCAGAGCCUGGCCUCCGUCAAACCUUCCAACAAGACCUUCGAGAAGAAGUUCAAGCUGGAGUACAACAGUGAGCGGAAUCUGCGCCGCUCUCUGCAGGAGGACAUCGUCAAGGAGAUCCUCAGCAACGCCGCCGUGCAGAACGAGCUGGAGGUGGAGUUCGACAGGAUGCGGGAGGAUCGCGAGGUGCUGAGAGCCGUCUUCCCCACGGGCGACAGCAAGGUGGUGCUCCCCUGCAACUUGCUGCGGAUGAUCUGGAACGCCCAGAAAAUCUUCCACAUCAACGCCCGGACGGCCACGGACCUGCACCCCAUCCGUGUGAUCGAAGGCGUGAAGGAGCUGAGCAAGAAGCUGGUGAUCGUGAACGGCGAGGACCCGCUGAGCCGCCAGGCCCAGGAGAACGCCACGCUGCUCUUCAACAUCCACCUCCGCUCCACCCUCUGCAGCCGCCGCAUGACAGAGGAGUUCCGCCUCAGCGGCGAGGCGUUCGAGUGGCUGCUGGGAGAAAUAGAGGCCAAGUUCAACCAGUCUAUCGCCCACCCCGGGGAGAUGGUGGGGGCUUUGGCCGCCCAGUCGCUGGGCGAGCCCGCCACCCAGAUGACCCUCAACACCUUCCACUACGCCGGCGUCUCGGCCAAGAACGUCACGCUGGGCGUGCCGCGUCUCAAGGAGCUGAUCAACAUCUCCAAGAAGCCCAAGACCCCAUCGCUGACCGUCUUCCUGCUGGGUCAGUCGGCCAGGGACGCCGAGAGAGCCAAGGACAUCCUGUGCCGGCUGGAGCACACCACGCUGCGGAAGGUGACGGCCAACACCGCCAUCUACUACGACCCGGACCCCCAGAACACGGUGGUGUCCGAGGACCAGGAGUGGGUCAACGUGUACUACGAGAUGCCCGACUUUGACGUGACCCGCAUCUCCCCCUGGCUGCUGCGUAUUGAGCUGGACCGCAAACACAUGACCGACCGCAAACUCACCAUGGAGCAGAUCGCAGAGAAGAUCAACGCCGGUUUUGGCGAUGAUCUGAACUGCAUCUUCAACGACGACAACGCGGAGAAACUGGUCCUGAGGAUCCGCAUCAUGAACAGCGACGAGAACAAGUUCCAUGAGCAAGAGGAGGAGGUGGUUGACAAGAUGGAUGAUGAUGUCUUCCUGCGCUGUAUCGAGUCGAACAUGCUGACGGACAUGACACUACAGGGAAUCGAACAGAUCAGCAAGGUGUACAUGCACCUCCCGCAGACGGACAACAAGAAGAAGAUCAUCAUCACGGAGGAGGGGGAGUUCAAAGCACUGCAGGAGUGGAUCCUGGAGACGGACGGGGUCAGCCUGAUGAGGGUGCUGAGUGAGAAGGACGUGGACCCAGUGCGGACCACCUCCAACGACAUCGUGGAGAUCUUCACGGUGCUGGGAAUCGAGGCAGUACGCAAGGCCCUGGAACGGGAACUCUACCACGUCAUCUCCUUCGACGGUUCCUACGUCAACUACCGCCACUUGUCGCUACUGUGCGACACCAUGACGUGCCGCGGGCAUCUGAUGGCCAUCACCCGGCACGGGGUCAACAGACAGGACACCGGGCCCCUCAUGAAGUGCUCCUUCGAGGAAACGGUGGAUGUGCUGAUGGAGGCGUCUGCCCACGGUGAGAUGGACCCCAUGAAGGGGGUGUCGGAGAACAUCAUGCUGGGACAGCUGGCCCCGGCCGGCACUGGGGCCUUCGACCUGCUGCUGGAUGCUGAGAAAUGCAAAUACGGCAUGGAGAUCCCCACCAACAUCGGCGGCAUGGGCGUGGGGGGCCCUACGGGAAUGUUCUUCGGCUCUGCUCCCAGUCCCAUGGGAGGGAUGUCCCCGGCAAUGACUCCCUGGAACCAGGGGGCCACCCCGGCAUACGGAGCCUGGUCACCGAGCGUGGGCAGUGGAAUGACACCAGGAGCGGCCGGCUUCUCACCAAGUGCCGCAUCGGACGCCAGUGGCUUCAGCCCCGGUUACUCGCCCGCCUGGUCCCCCACCCCCGGGUCACCAGGGUCUCCGGGCCCCUCCAGCCCCUACAUCCCGUCUCCAGGCGGAGCGAUGUCCCCCAGCUACUCCCCCACCUCUCCCGCCUACGAGCCUCGGUCCCCCGGGGGCUACACACCCCAGAGCCCCUCGUACUCACCCACCUCCCCCUCCUACUCCCCCACCUCCCCUUCCUACUCCCCUACCUCCCCCAACUACAGCCCCACCUCCCCCUCCUACUCUCCCACCUCCCCCUCCUACUCUCCCACCUCCCCCUCCUACUCCCCCACCAGCCCUUCCUACUCCCCCACCUCCCCCUCUUACUCCCCCACCUCCCCCUCUUACUCCCCCACCUCCCCUUCCUACUCCCCGACUUCCCCCAGUUACUCCCCCACCAGCCCCAGUUACUCUCCCACCUCUCCCUCCUACUCCCCCACCAGCCCUUCCUACUCGCCCACCUCUCCUUCCUACUCUCCCACCUCCCCCUCGUACUCUCCCACCUCCCCCUCUUACUCCCCGACCAGCCCCUCCUAUUCCCCCACCUCUCCAAAUUACACUCCCACCUCCCCCAACUACUCGCCCACCUCCCCGUCCUACUCGCCCACCUCCCCCUCCUACACUCCCACCUCCCCCAACUACUCCCCCACCUCCCCCUCCUACUCGCCCACCUCUCCCAGCUACAGCCCCACCUCCCCCUCCUUCCCCUCCAGCCCCCGCUACACACCCCAGUCGCCCACCUACACCCCCAGCUCCCCCAGUUACAGCCCCAGCAGUCCCAGCUACUCGCCGACCAGCCCCAAGUACUCCCCGACCAGCCCGUCCUACAGCCCCAGCUCCCCGGAGUACACCCCCACCUCCCCCAAAUACUCGCCCACCUCCCCCAAAUACUCUCCCACCUCCCCCACCUACUCUCCCACCACCCCCAAGUACUCUCCCACCUCCCCCAAGUACUCUCCCACCUCCCCCACCUACUCGCCCACCUCCCCUGUCUACACCCCCACCUCCCCCAAAUACUCUCCCACCUCCCCCACCUACUCGCCCACCUCCCCCAAGUACUCGCCCACCUCCCCCACCUACUCGCCCACCUCCCCCAAGGGCUCCACCUACUCUCCCACCUCCCCGGGCUACUCCCCCACCUCGCCCACCUACAGCCUCACCAGCCCCGCCAUCAGUCCCGAGGACAGCGAUGAGGAGAACUGAGGAGGAGGAGGGGAAGGGGAAGGCAAGGGGAGCGAGUCUCGGGAGCUCGCCCCUCCUGUCCCGACCAACACCACCUCACCGUCACCCCUCCCCGGCUGCCGAGACCUCCAGUCUCCGACUCUUUUAUACCAACCUGGCGGAAAAAGAAAGCGGGAACCGCCAAUUCCCGGAAGGAUUUUUAACAAUUUCCAAGAAGAUUUGGAAUGAGCGGAGAUCCGAACUGUACAAUUUGAAUAUAUAUAUUUUUUGGACAUUUUUCGAUCGUGGGUGCAUUUUAAACAAAGGGGUUUUUUAGGGGGGGAAAAUAAAAGCUUUUUCUCCCCCCCCCCCCCCCUCUAAUUCCUUUCUCCACUUUAAUGCACUGGGGGAUGUGUGAAUUUAACAUUUUAAUUUCCACUCUUUUUUGAGAAUAAUAUCGCUCGGGGCCCCGUCUUCUCUGAGACCUUCCCAGAGCAGGACGGGAGGCAUCGUUCGAGCCACCGUGAUUUAUUUAUACGACGUGAUGUUUUGAGAUUUAAAGGGCGCGGGGAAGUCUUUGUUCCGCUUGGGAAGAAGCGACCCGCCAUGUGGGGAGACUGGGAGGGAUGGGGGGCUGCAAAUCUUCAACCUGACUGAUCGAUGCUCCCCUCCGUCCCCACAUCUCCGCUCAGCGCCUGCGAGCAAGCGAGGAGAAAAACCCGAUCCUUCUGGGCUUGUGUUUUGAUUUUUUUAAUUUGAUUUUGGAGGUUAUAUAUUUGCGUGGUUUGGUUUUUCUCAAAACCAACGAAUCUCGUGACUUGACCUGUGUAGAAAACUAAAAGUGGGUUUUGGUUUUGGUUUGGGAGGGUAUUGGUCACGCCGAGAAAUGUGAUUUAAGAAAAAGAAAAAGCAGCUCUCGUCGUUUGCUGGUUUGUGUACAGAUCCUCUAAUGGUCUCUUUUCCUGUGUUCUCUUUGGAAAUAUCGGAAAAGUACUUAACAAUAAAGGUUUUACUAAUUUUUGUGGA
This is a messenger RNA of Amblyraja radiata (thorny skate), 7128 nucleotides long. It is a transcript of the gene polr2a, whose product is annotated as RNA polymerase II subunit A. Gene Ontology annotation, molecular function: DNA binding. Gene Ontology annotation, biological process: transcription by RNA polymerase II. Lineage: Eukaryota; Metazoa; Chordata; Chondrichthyes; Rajiformes; Rajidae. Gene Ontology annotation, cellular component: RNA polymerase II, core complex. The record is from RefSeq and is a predicted model, not a curated record.